CUUUUCUUCUGGAAAAACAAAACACAAGUCUCGUCUCAUCUUCUCGCUCACGCUUUCCCUUUUCCACCCAUCUCACUUUCUCCACAAACAUAAUUAAAGCUAUUCACAUAAUAAUUUCAUUAAAUUAUUAUUAUAUAUUUUAUUUCAAGCAAAAAAUAAUAAUAAAAAUAAAGAUAGCUCCAGAAAAGAAAAAGCUUUCUAAUGCUUUGAUUGAUUCCAGAAAUUCAACAAUGGAAUCCACCGUUGUUAUUAUUAUUCCAUUCUCUUCUUCUCUAUGCUUUUCUUUCUCAAAAAUCAAAAGUGCUGUGGCGGAGAGAUUUUUGAGGGAAGAGAGGAAGCAUGGGGAGGAGUAGGGUUAGGAAUCCGAGGAAAAGAUUGUUGAAGAUAAUGAAGUGUCUUUGCUCAGGGGAGGUUGUGAAAGAAGAAGAUAGAAUGGUUCCUGAUUCGUCGGAAUCUCUUGCGACGAAGGAUUAUUAUUCUGCGACGGGGAGUGGGAUUUCUGGACAAGAUGGACAGGUUGUGAGGAGGUUGGAUUCUGGUAAUAUUGAGCAAGCUGAAUCGUCGUUGCGUGAGAGUGGUAUCUUGAAUUAUGAGGAAGCUAGAGCUUUGUUAGGGAGAUAUGAAUAUCAGGAAGGAAACAUAGAAGCUGCUUUGCAUGUCUUUGAAGGCAUAAACAUAGCUGCUGUGACUCCCAAGAUAAAUGAUUUUCUAGCCAAAAGUAGAGAGCGUCCCAAGAGACGCUCUCGGAGUUACACUCCUCCAUCAAUUUCUAUACAUACAGCUGGAUUACUGCUAGAAGCGAUUUUGCUAAAAGCAAAAUGUUUGCAGGUUUUUGGAAGGUUUGAAGAGUCUGCCCAAACAUGCAAGGUUAUUCUGGACAUGGUUGAGUCUUCUUUACCUGAAGGCUUGCCUAGAAACUUUGGCGCCGAAUGUAAAUUGCAGGAGACUUUAAGUAAGGCAGCUGAGCUACUUCCAGAGUUAUGGAAACUUGCUGAUUGUCCACGAGAAGUUAUUUUGUCUUACCGGCGCGCACUCCUUCAUCGAUGGAAUCUUGAUGCAGAGACCACAGCAAAAAUUCAGAAAGAAUUUGCCAUUUUUCUUCUAUAUUGUGGAGGGGAAGAAAUUCUCCCAGAUCUUCGUGCCCAUAUCGACAGUUCAUUUGUACCAAGAAAUAACACUGAAGAGGCUAUACUUCUUUUAAUGAUUUUGCUAAGAAAAACAUCUCUAAAUAAAAUUGAGUGGGAUCCUUCAAUUUUGGAGCACCUUUCAUUUGCCCUAUCGGUUUCCGGGAAUUUGACAGCUUUAGCCAACCAAUGGGAAGAGUUACUCCCUGGUACUAUCAAUCGAAGAGAAAGGUACCAUGCCCUUGCUCUUUGUUAUUAUGGGGCAGAUAAGGACUUGGUGGCCUUUAAUCUUCUUAAAAAGUUGUUGAGUAACGGAGAGGAUCCAAAACAUGUUCCUGCUUUGUUAACAGCUUCUAAGAUAUGCUGUGAGAACCCUGACCUUGCAAAAGAUGGGGUUAGCUACGCUACCAGAGUGCGUGAGAACUUGGGUGAAAGAUGCAAUCAGUUGGAAAGUCUCGCCAAUUGCUUACUCGGUGUUUCACUUUCAACAUACUCAAAAUUGGCUGUUUCUAAUUCUGAGAUGUUUGAGAAACAAUCUGAGGCACUCCGAUCAUUAGAAAUUGCAAGCACUAUGACCAAAAUGAAUGACCCUCUUGUACUUUACUAUUUAAGUCUAGAAUAUGCAGAGCAAAGGAAGUUGGAUUCUGCGCUUCAUUAUGCAAAGCGCUUUCUUAACUUAGAAGCGGGGUCUAAUAUUAAAGGCUGGUUGUUGUUAGCCCGAAUAUUAUCAGCACAAAAACAGUUUUUGGAUGCUGAAUCUAUUGUUGAUGCUGCUUUGGAUCGGACUGGAAUAUGGGAUCAAGGAAUUUUGUUGCGAACCAAAGCUAAACUUCAAAUUGCACAGGGGAAGUUGCCAAGUGCCAUUGAAACAUACAUUCAGCUUCUUGCUAUUCUUCUGGUUCAGAGAAAAACUUUUGGUUCAAGAAACAAGCUAUACAAGGACAACAGAGAUCAUGCUAGGAGCUUGGAAGUUGAAAUAUGGCAUGAUCUUGCUUAUGUAUACAUAAGUCUGUCAAGGUGGCAUGAUGCAGAGGUGUGUCUUUCGAAAUCUAAGGCCAUCAGACUAUACUCUGCUUCUAGAUGCCAUGUAAUAGGUACUAUGCUUGAAGGAAAGGGUCUUUACAAAGAGGCUCUAAAAGCUUUUGUUGACGCAUUGAACCUUGAUCCCGGACAUGUCCCUAGCUUGAUCUCAACCGCUGUGGUUCUUAAACGGUUUGGUACUCAAUCAUAUCCUGCUGUUAGAAGCUUUCUGAUGGGUGCACUAAGGCUUGACAGAACUAAUACUUCAGCUUGGUAUAAUCUUGGCAUUCUUCACAAGGAAGAAGGUAGAAUAUUAGAAGCUGCAGAAUGUUUUCAGGCUGCAAACUCUCUCGAAGAAUCAGAGCCAGUGGAACCUUUCAGAUGACUGAGUCUACAUCUGCACGCAUUAACUUAUGUGAUUUCAUAUCACACUUGAUUAUUCAUAUAUAAUUUUCAUUUUCAUGUGUUCUUGACGUCGAUAUAGGUAAAAAAAGAUAGGCAUCAUUUACAACUUAGUAUCUUACUAUGGUUGUGAGCUGCUGUCCUUCCCUUUUGGAUUGUUGCUCAUAGUCGAUACGGGCUUACCUUUAGAUUAUUGGUUCAUGUAUAGUUUUCUUCUUUUUCCCUGUAUUGUGAUAAAUUUCAUUAAAUACAAUGAAAAUGUAUCCAAAACAAAUAAAAAGUUGAAGAACUGGAGAAGAGCAUUUGACAUGGA
Messenger RNA from Vicia villosa (hairy vetch), 2859 nucleotides. RefSeq names its product protein NPGR2-like. Lineage: Eukaryota; Viridiplantae; Streptophyta; Magnoliopsida; Fabales; Fabaceae. Gene Ontology annotation, molecular function: protein binding. The record is from RefSeq and is a predicted model, not a curated record. Bases 340 to 2529 code for a protein of 729 amino acids. The transcript has 6 exons.